Molecule: messenger RNA, 1749 nt
Organism: Solanum stenotomum
Lineage: Eukaryota; Viridiplantae; Streptophyta; Magnoliopsida; Solanales; Solanaceae
Product: homeobox-leucine zipper protein ATHB-15-like
Exons: 12
Coding region: 121-1740 (539 amino acids)
Molecular function (GO): DNA-binding transcription factor activity; lipid binding
Source: RefSeq, a predicted model, not a curated record
GCUCCAACAACUUUGGCGCCUCCUCGUGACUUCUGGCUGUUACGCUAUACUACUGUUACGGAUGAUGGGAGCUUUGUGGUUUGUGAAAGGUCAUUGGGAAAUACUCAAAAUGGUCCAAGUAUGCCGCAAGUUCAGAAUUUUGUGAGAGCGGAAAUGCUGCCUAGCGGAUACCUUAUUAGGCCUUGUGAGGGAGGUGGCUCUAUUGUCCAUAUUGUAGAUCAUAUGAAUUUAGAGGCAUGGAGUGUGCCAGAAGUGUUGCGUCCACUGUAUGAGUCAUCUGCAGUGCUUGCUCAGAAGACAACAAUGGCAGCACUACGCCAACUGAGGCAGUUAACUUUGGAAGUUUCACAGCCUAAUGUCACUAAUUGGGGCAGGAGACCAGCAGCUCUACGGGCAUUAAGCAAGAGGCUGAACAGAGGGUUCAAUGAGGCUCUCAAUGGUUUCUCCAGUGAAGGCUGGUCUAUGCUGGAUAAUGAUGGAAUGGAUGAUGUCACCAUCCUUGUUAACUCAUCCCCCGACAAAUUGAUGGGUUUAAACCUUUCUUUUUCUGAUGGAUUUACAUCUCUAAGCAAUGCAAUUUUGUGUGCAAAAGCAUCUAUGCUUCUACAGAGUGUGACUCCUGCGAUACUUCUCAGGUUUUUGCGUGAGCAUCGAUCAGAAUGGGUAGACAACAAUAUUGAUGCUUACUCGGCUGCAGCUGUUAAAGUUGGUCCUUGCAGCCUACCUGGGGUUCGAGUCUCUAACUUUGGGGGUCAAGUGAUACUUCCACUGGCACAUACUGUUGAACAUGAAGAGUUGCUGGAGGUCAUUAAGUUGGAAGGAGUUUGCCAUUCCCCGGAAGAUGUUAUAAUGCCAAGAGAUAUGUUUCUAUUGCAAUUGUGCAGUGGAAUGGAUGAAAAUGCUGUUGGUACCUGUGCUGAACUCAUUUUUGCUCCAAUUGAUGCCUCGUUUGCUGAUGAUGCACCACUCCUUCCUUCUGGGUUUCGCAUUAUUCCUUUAGACUCUGCUAAGGAAGCCUCCAGUCCAAAUCGCACCCUUGAUCUUACUUCUGCUCUUGAAACUGGGCCUGUAGGAAGUAAGGUGGCUAAUGACCUCAAGUCAACUGGUGGCACAUCAAAAUCUAUUAUGACAAUUGCUUUUCAGUUUGCAUUUGAAAGCCACAUGCAAGAGAAUGUUGCAUCAAUGGCUAGAAAGUAUGUACGAAGCUUCAUUUCAUCUGUUCAAAGGGUUGCAUUGGCACUUUCUCCAUCCAACUUCGGUUCUGUGGGAGGCCUUCGUCUGCCGCUGGGGACUCCUGAAGCUCAUACACUAGCUCGGUGGAUCUGCCAAAGUUACAGGCGUUUUUUGGGUGUGGAGCUUCCGAAAAUGAGUAGUGAAGGAAGUGAAUCUAUCCUUGAUAGCCUAUGGCAUCACUCAGAUGCUAUUAUCUGCUGCUCUGCAAAGGCUAUGCCAAUUUUCACAUUUGCAAACCAGGGUGGUCUUGACAUGCUCGAGACAACCUUGGUUGCACUUCAAGAUAUCUCUUUGGAGAAAAUAUUUGACGAACAUGGAAGGAAAAAUCUCUGCUCUGAGUUCCCACAGAUAAUGCAACAGGGUUUUGCAUGUCUCCAAGGCGGAAUCUGUUUAUCGAGCAUGGGUAGGCCUGUUUCUUACGAGAAAGCCGUAGCUUGGAAGGUUCUGAAUGAAGAAGAUACUGCUCAUUGUAUCAGCUUUAUGUUUGUGAAUUGGUCGUUUGUUUAAAUUUGUUAU